This is a messenger RNA of Cercospora beticola, 579 nucleotides long. RefSeq lists its product as uncharacterized. The record is from RefSeq and is a predicted model, not a curated record. NCBI's taxonomy places the organism in Eukaryota, Fungi, Ascomycota, Dothideomycetes, Mycosphaerellales, Mycosphaerellaceae.
AUGAACUCUUCCACUCCUCGCGACGGCAGCGGCAAACACGGCGGCGGCGGCGGGCAUGGCAACUCUGGCGAAGACUCACGUCGCCGCACAACACUCGACGGCGAGCGCCUGCCUUUCCGUUCGAGAUGGGAUGUCAGCGGUCGGGAGAAGGGCACGAGCAGUGGCGGCAAUCGCGUUGAUCUGGCUGCGGCCCACCCAUUUUACCACGUCCACCACGAGCGAGCUCCGCGCAACGAGCCACGUCAAGAAGGUCUAGGACCGCAGGAGGAGGAGCACGAGUUCGCAUUUCCAGGUUGGCGGUCGAACAUAUUCGUACAUCGCCAGCGUACAGCUGAAGAGGAAAAACAACCACUUCCUGAUGGCCUUGUUGCCGACUACGAUGGCAGCACCUAUAGCCCAGCAUUAAACACCCGCACGAUCCAAGGCACCAAGCCAGACUCACCUGCGCCGCGCUACCACCGCUACCCAUACGAAGCACACCAGGCGCUCGCCUACGACAGAUCCGAUGCAAACGAGAUCCACGGGCGAUAUGUGCUCGGCAGCACUAGCCGCGGCUGGCUCACAACGCAGCAAAAAUAG